UACUCUACUGAUGCUCAGCACUCCUACCUGACAGCCACAUGGUACUUCUAUGACAGCAUGCUUCCAUCCUUCCGAGAACUGACGCUACUGUUCAGUCACCUUCAGCGACGGCGUAGCGCCAAGAAGGUCCUUCACAACUCCCACCACACCCUGCUGUCUGGGCUACGGCCCUACAGCUCCCCCUACCUGUCAGGGGACAGCAGCAAAAUAGGUUUUCGAGACCGGAUGCGGAUGAACAACUCUCGUUCGUCCCAGGCAAUCCGGAGCAAGGCGUCCCCACUGCCUCCCAGGACGAGUUUCCGCCAGUCGCCCAGCACGGAGAAUGUCCCAGAAGCCACCAGUCCCGGGAAGGUGCAGAAGAGCUGGAGCUUCAACGACCGCACGCGGUUCCGCACCUCCCUACGACUCAAACCCAGACCUCCUGCAGACGUGGAAGGAGUAGGGGAGGACAGUGUUGAAGACAAACCAUAUUGUGAUGUAGCCAUGGAGGAGGUGAUCCCAGCAGUGAAGACCUUGAUACGGGCUGUCAGGAUUCUGAAGUUCCUGGUGGCCAAGAGGAAGUUUAAGGAGACUCUGCGUCCGUACGACGUGAAGGACGUCAUAGAGCAGUACUCUGCUGGACACCUGGACAUGCUGGGGAGGAUCAAGAGUCUACAAACCAGAGUGGAUCAGAUAGUGGGUCGUGGAUCGUCCUACCAGCCAGAUAAUAAGAAGGUGAGGAGUGAGAAGGGAGAGAAGACCCCUCCAGAACUGGACCUUCUGGACGAGCUCAGUAUGAUGGGACGGGUCAUUAAGGUGGAGAAACAGGUGCAGUCGAUAGAGAACAAGCUGGACCUUCUGCUUAACUUCUACACCCAGUGUCUGAAGAAAGGCUCGUCCAACUUCACCCUGUCCUCUCUGUUGGAACCAGACCUGACGUCAGACUACCACAGCCCCACGGACCACCGCGACCUCUUCCCCUCUGCCAACACACUCAACAUCUCCCACUCAGAGUCCAGCAAUAUGGAGUGACUGGUAGUGUACUCACUGACUGGGGCUGGGGCUGAGGCUGGGGCUGGGCGGGUAUGAACUGGGCCCACCACUAGACCCUCACCUCAAUGUUUUUAAGCCCUGAGAUGUCAUGUCACUAUACUGGACUGUAGCAGCACUCCCGGAACAACCCUCUAUGCCCAUAUCUCUUUGCAGUUGUAACCCUUGACCUUUCUACUGAUCACCAAACCAAUUUGAUUCCUAACUUAGAAUCCUCUCGCUAGGAAUUCACACUCCACACUUUAGAACCCACACUUAUCAGUUCCUCCCUKCACAUAUUUAAAAUCCUCUGCUCCAUAUGUUAGAGCCACCAAUAGUGGAGAAUUCAUCAUACUAUCCUCUCUCUAUUUUAGUGCUGAGCGAUUAACCGAAAUGUUGGUUAUUGUUCACCAGCGUCGGUUCAAUUAUCUGAAUUCCAUUUCAUUCUGUUUUUAUCUGUGAGCUCAAUGUGCACAUUUCUCUAGAGAUUAAUCAUAUUGACCGAACUGUGCGAUGUAGUAGGGAGUUGUAGUUUCCAACAGGCCAAUGGACUCUACAAGGUAUCGAAAGCGUUCCACAGGGAUGAUGGCCCAUGUUGACUCCAAUGCUUCGGUCAAUCUGGAGGCGAAAGAAACAUACACCUGUUUAGGCGAGGUGCUGGCUAGCGGAGUAGAACACCUGUUUAGGAGAGGUGCUGGCUAGCAGAGUAG
This is a messenger RNA of Salvelinus sp. IW2-2015, 1718 nucleotides long. Its product is annotated as potassium voltage-gated channel subfamily KQT member 4. Gene Ontology annotation, biological process: potassium ion transmembrane transport. Lineage: Eukaryota; Metazoa; Chordata; Actinopteri; Salmoniformes; Salmonidae. The record is from RefSeq and is a predicted model, not a curated record. Gene Ontology annotation, cellular component: voltage-gated potassium channel complex; membrane. Gene Ontology annotation, molecular function: voltage-gated potassium channel activity.